Messenger RNA from Anopheles cruzii, 2187 nucleotides. RefSeq lists its product as uncharacterized. The transcript has 4 exons. Lineage: Eukaryota; Metazoa; Arthropoda; Insecta; Diptera; Culicidae. Bases 1 to 1824 code for a protein of 607 amino acids. Gene Ontology annotation, biological process: positive regulation of fibroblast growth factor receptor signaling pathway; signal transduction; positive regulation of epidermal growth factor receptor signaling pathway. The record is from RefSeq and is a predicted model, not a curated record.
AUGUUGAAGCACGUGCAGAUAUCGCCGAUGCGCAGCCGGUCGGAUUCGCUGUCGAUGCGCUCGUCCACGUCGUGUGCCUCGUCACUGUGCGGCAGCCCGGAGCCACCGAGCGACCAGCUGCGCAGCCACUCGAGGGCCUCCAGCUACUCCAGCCUCAACGAAACCAUUCCCCAGACCACAAUUAAAAUCUACACCGCGUGCCUGCGCCAGGACAUCGAGUACAAAACGCUGGGCAUCUCGUACGACGCGACGAGCAAGAGUGUGGUGCAGCAAGUGCUGCGAAGAUGUAAAAUGCGUCAUCGGGAUCCCCGACUGUUCUACCUGACGAUGGAGGUCACCGUGCGGCGGCCGGGCGUAAAGUCACUGCUCGAACUGGACGACGAAGCUCGCCCCGCACUGCUCCAAGCCUGCCACCCGAAGGGAGACUCCAGAUUUUGCCUCCAACAAAGGCCGGGCGGCCUGAUUCGGGUGCACACGUCCGCCUUGCAGCCCAACUCGCAGUACAAGUCGCUGCUCAUUUCCGAGGAGACGACGUCGGACGAGCUGCUGUCGCUGCUGCUGUCCUGCUACAACUCGCUCGAGCCGGUCGAGCAGUUUUCGCUGUACGAGGUCUGCCCCGGCCAGGAGUACCAGCGGAAGCUGCACCCGGACGAUCUGCCACUCAAGACGCAGCUGCAGCGCCAGCAAAAGGGCGAAAUCAUGCACUUCCUGGUGCGCCGCAAUCCCAACUAUCCGCGGCGCCGUCAGCUGCUGGCCACCAUCACCGAGUCGAAGCACUUCCUCCUGAACGCCGCCGGACUCGAGCCAACGCCGGCGGCAGCGAACGGUUCCUCCAGCCAUCAUCCCAUCGUGCCGCAUCUGCACCCACUGGUGGCCCACCACCACCACCACCGACUGUCGCUGCACGGCGGGAGCUUCUCCCUUGGAACCACCACCACCGGAACCACCUCCUUCAUUUCGGACAUCGUGGACGGCCUGUCGUCGCUGAACGAUCUGCCGGUGGAGACGAAAAGUUUGCUCCUCAAGGAAACCCGCCCGCCACCGCCACCGACCUUCUAUCAGCCGUCCCUGGACGACUCGAUCGCGUCAACCGGCUCGACCGAUUCGGGCGAUUCGGUCGAUUCCACCGAAUCGUCCUCGUCUUCGUCGUCAUCCUGUUCCUCGUUUUCGUCCCUCUCGUCCGAUUCGUCCACCUCGACGGCAUCAUCCUCGUCCGGGGCCGACGAUGGCAGAACUAAUGAGCAGCCGCCAGACGAGACCUACGCUACGCUUCGCCGCCAGCACCACCCGAACGGAGGAACCCUUACCCGCAGCACUGGCACCUUCAAGCGCGACCAGCUGAACAACAACAACAACAACGAGGACUCCAGUCCUUGCCACCAGUGCCCUGCGGCGGUGGCGGCGGCGUCGUUGUCGACUUCCGGCGUAACGUGGCGCCAUUCGGAACCACCCGGCAGCGCGGCGGAACCACCCGAAAUCAAGUGCAAAAACAGCGCCCAAAGCCUGCUGCCACCACCGCGCCCCGCCAAGUCGUCCAGCAUGCGGCUGGCGGCCCUGGGCAGCAAACCUUCGCCGCUGCCCCUCUCGGUGCUGGCCGCCCCAUCGUACAGCCCGGUGUACAACAUUCGCGAAAUCCGAACCGUGAGCCAAUCGUUUUCUUCGCUCGGCAUCGACAAGAAGCUGGCGGACAUCCGAGGUUCCAGUUCCGGCCCGGAGCAGCAGCAGACUCCCGGUGGUGGGUCCGCUUCGCUUCGCAGCACGAUCGUGAAGGAAAUGGUCAACACCGAUCCGGCGAAGGGCGUUGGUAACUUCGUGUACAUCUAAACAAGGGUGCGUGUGCGUGUGCACUGGUUUGUGUGUUUUGGAGUACAUUUUUAUCGUCCUAGUCUUGGUAGAGUAAUAAGAGGCGGGUGCCUUGAGGGGGAACAGCUAUCUAACGCGUAUCAUAAAACCUAAGAGACCUAAGAAGCCAGCUAAAGCUUUUCGAAGGACAACACACACAGCGUCUUUGGAGCGAUCGGAAGCGGUCAGCAAGGGGGCAGCGCUGGCUUUGGAAAGAGUUUGGCCCGACCACGGACGGAUUGUACAGAUUACCAGUUAGCGGAAACGUAGCGUUGUAAACAAGCUUAGCACCGCCCCCCCCAAACCGCACUCGUCCACAAAUGCAAACAAAACGGAGGCUUAGUA